Messenger RNA from Angiostrongylus costaricensis, 834 nucleotides. The record is from the annotation of a GenBank genome assembly. Lineage: Eukaryota; Metazoa; Nematoda; Chromadorea; Rhabditida; Metastrongylidae.
AUGAAUCAGUUUCGUGCCGGAGGAUCUCAACGGGAGAUGUUUGCUGCAGCCGAGGAUUUAGCGGAUGACGUAUUGCGGCAUACCAGGCAUAUCCUUCCACAUGUUGCUCGUCUUUGCCUGGUUUCCACAUUUCUUGAGGACGGCAUUCGAAUGUGGUUUCAAUGGGACGAUCAACAACAGUUUAUGCAGGAUUCGUGGUCGUGCGGAUGGUUUCUCGCUACUUGUUUUGUCAUCUACAACUUCUUUGGACAAUUUGUACCAGUUGUUAUGAUUAUGCUACGGAAAAAGGUUAUGGUUGCAUGUGGUAUCCUUGGGUCAAUCGUUUUUCUCCAAACGGUCGCCUAUCAUAUUUUAUGGGAUUUGAAGUUCCUUGCAAGGAAUGUUGCCGUUGGCGGUGGACUCGUGCUGUUGAUGGCAGAGACUCAAGAAGAAAAAGCCUCUUUGUUUGCCGGAGUGCCUACUAUGGGUGAUUCGAAUAAACCUAAGUCAUACAUGUUGCUUGCCGGUCGUAUUUUGCUGAUAUUCAUGUUGACCUCAUUACUUCAUUUCAAAAUGAGUUUCCUACAGAUGAUUGAAAUCAUAGUCGGAUUUAUGUUGAUUUUGUUAGUUUGUGUCGGAUAUAAGACCAAGCUUUCUGCAAUGGUCCUUGUUGUAUGGCUUUUUGGUCUCAACUUAUGGCUAAACGCUUGGUGGACAGUGCCAUCUGAACGUUUUUAUCGCGACUUCAUGAAAUACGACUUUUUCCAAACCAUGUCUGUAAUCGGAGGUCUACUGCUUGUUAUUGCAUACGGACCUGGUGGCGUCUCCGUUGAUGAUUACAAGAAGCGGUGGUGA